AUGGUAGUCUAGGCAACGCGCCUUAUCUGAACACUGUGGAACGCCCCACGAAUCGCCUCCAGCCAAUAAGAGACUUCAGGCAUGACAUCAUUGGGAGGCCUAUUUUUAGUGUGGCAGCGGUAGCAGAUAAGGUUGGCCUCCACGCUGGAAGAGUUCAGAGUAUACAGACUUCGCCACAGAGAAGCGACCGAGAGACGAGCGGUGCUGAAAUCAAAAAUAAAAGUUUAGAACCAUAUGCUUUCCGACAGCCGACGAUCCGAAAGCUCAUAACAGGGCCAGGUAUACUGGUUUAUUAUCUCGUCUUCGAGUGGUUGAGUUCGUUUCGAUAACUUUUUUUUUAUUAUUUAUUCCACGGUAAAGUUUGUUACGGGACGCGGAGUGUAAUCAAACAGGACUGAAGUCUGAAGCCGCCUGCUGUUGAUGGAAACUACUUUCUACGACGACUCUCUGAGCGGCGCGUUCUCGCAGCACGACGGCGCCGCGUUCGGAUACAACGCCAAGACGCUGAAGCACAGCAUGACCCUGAACCUUUCGGACCCGAGCAGCACGCUCAAGCCGCACCUGCGCCCCAAAAUAAAUGACAUUCUCACGUCGCCGGACGUCGGCCUCCUCAAGUUGGCCUCUCCCGAGCUCGAGCGCCUUAUUAUUCAGUCCAGCAACGGUCUGAUCACCACGACUCCCACUCCAACCCAGUUCCUGUGUCCUAAAAAUGUCACGGACGAGCAGGAGGGUUUCGCCGAGGGCUUCGUGCGCGCGCUGGCCGAGCUCCACCACCAGCACAUGCCGCCCAGCAGCGUCACUACGACCCCUCAAACUACCAUCAACAACUCCAUGGCGCCCGUGUCGUCGAUUGCGGGCGGAGCCGUGUACAGCUCGACCGUGCGCUCGGAACCACCGGUAUACGCCGACCUGAGCACGUUUAACCCGCCUAUCACCACGGCACCGAGCUUCACCAGCGCCAAUCCGGCCAUGAGCAGCUACACGACCACGUCUAUGCCACCACAGCAGCAGCAGCAGCAGCACACCAUGGCCGUGCAACACCCGCGCCUGCAGGCGCUCAAAGAGGAGCCGCAAACUGUGCCCGAGAUGCCUGGGGAAACGCCGCCGCUCUCGCCCAUCGACAUGGAGAGCCAGGAGCGCAUCAAGGCCGAGCGCAAGCGCAUGCGCAACCGCAUCGCCGCUUCCAAGUGCCGCAAGAGGAAGCUGGAGAGAAUCUCCCGCCUCGAGGACAAGGUCAAGACGCUGAAGUCGCAAAACUCAGAGCUGGCAUCCACCGCCAAUAUGCUGCGCGAACAGGUCGCCCAGCUCAAACAGAAAGUCAUGAACCACGUCAACAGCGGCUGUCAGCUCAUGUUGACGCAGCAGCUGCAGACAUUUUGAAGAGGGCGAGAGCGGACAUAUGGAGUUGUCGCGUAACGGACUGAAAAGGACACGCUAACCAGAGGUGGCAGGCCGGUAAUCUCUACUGGCAAUAGCCCACCAGGACCGGGAACUGUGUGACCGCGCGCCUUUACGCUUUGGCGCGUAAAAGGAUGUCCGGAUUGGAGUUGAAAACUCCGCCGACUGCGUCCGCUGGUGACAAACCGGGCAGCACCGGACAGCAUGAGAGCCUCGCACUGUUACAUGUUGUUUCUUUUUUUCCUAAUGACAAAAAGAGACUCAACCUUGCUCACUUUUGACCAAGUUGUGCAUGGACCUAAGCUUUACAGGAGCACUCAGUAUUAGAAGAGAAAAAGAGAACUGUGAUAGGAAACAUUGUCGCUUGUACUGGCGAGCCAAAAGCAGGAAGUUGCGUCCACUUAAGUCUGAAAAAAACAAAACAUUUUUUUUUUGACAAAAGCUGCCUGACUUCUGAGUUGCAAUGUACUUUUACUGCUCUUAAACUGAAUCAAAUUGAUGUUGAGUUAGUCGAGCUUCAGCAGUUUCUUUUUCUAAAAAGUUUUUUAAUGAGGUUUCACUCAUUAUGUGUAAAUAAAGACAAAGAUGAGUACUUAAGUUUACCAUUUGUAAUAAAAGUACUACAUGAUUUUUUUUUAAUGUUUGUUUUCUGGCCUCAACAGAAACUAAUCAAUAUUUAUGAACUGUAAUAAAAGUAUGUCGAAACGAAAACAA
Ictalurus furcatus (blue catfish) is the source of this 2112-nucleotide messenger RNA. It is a transcript of the gene jun, whose product is annotated as Jun proto-oncogene, AP-1 transcription factor subunit. The record is from RefSeq and is a predicted model, not a curated record. Gene Ontology annotation, biological process: regulation of cell cycle; regulation of transcription by RNA polymerase II; regulation of cell population proliferation. NCBI's taxonomy places the organism in Eukaryota, Metazoa, Chordata, Actinopteri, Siluriformes, Ictaluridae. Gene Ontology annotation, cellular component: transcription regulator complex. Bases 421 to 1380 code for a protein of 319 amino acids. The transcript is spliced from 2 exons. Gene Ontology annotation, molecular function: DNA-binding transcription factor activity, RNA polymerase II-specific; transcription factor binding; RNA polymerase II cis-regulatory region sequence-specific DNA binding.